Anopheles darlingi is the source of this 2082-nucleotide messenger RNA. RefSeq names its product T-box transcription factor TBX6-like. Gene Ontology annotation, cellular component: nucleus. Lineage: Eukaryota; Metazoa; Arthropoda; Insecta; Diptera; Culicidae. Gene Ontology annotation, biological process: heart development; cell fate specification; positive regulation of DNA-templated transcription. Gene Ontology annotation, molecular function: DNA-binding transcription factor activity, RNA polymerase II-specific; RNA polymerase II cis-regulatory region sequence-specific DNA binding. The record is from RefSeq and is a predicted model, not a curated record.
AUGCAGCACACACCUGCAGCACCAUCGAUCACGAAACGAUCGGUCGAGCUGGUCAGCGACGCACUGGGCGGCAACAACGGUGAUGGCGGCGAUGGCGGCGACGAAUCGAGUGGCGCCAGUCGACUCACGGCGCCGAAUUCACUGUCGAAAAUGGUGGCCCUCUUCGACACACUGACCUUUGAACUGCCUCGUACUCGCGACCUCCCGAUCGAAACGGGGUUUCGAUCGCGCUUGAGCUCGCGCACCACCCUUGGGGCCAUCGAAAGUGUCUGGUAUCAACCGCGCCGCGGCUGCACCAAGAACGACGCUGAGGACAGCGAUGAGGACGUCACCGGGCAACACCUUUGCACCGCUUCAACAGCGACCACAACGACGGCGACUACGACGACUGCGAGGACGGACUCGAACCAGCAGGCAUGCUCGUCCUUCGAAUCGUCCCAAUGUCCCCGCACGCUCGACCCGAUCGCCUGCAGGUGGAGGCGGCAGGUGCGAGCAUCGCAUCGGCGCUUCUACUACUACCCGCUCUACCCUCCCUGUCGGAGCUGGGUGACAGAUAGACAGAAACGGACAGUUACAGUUACAACGCGCGACAACACGAUGACGGCCGAUCUGAUGGAUUUACGAAUGCACCAUCAUCUAGCCCUACAGACGGAGUUCUACCGUCACCAGAUGCACCAGAUGCAACGCUUGCCAGAUCCAUACCCGGCGAUGCUACCGGUACCGGCACCACCACCGGCGGCGGCAGCCCGUCCCCUGAUGAUGCCACCCCGCUACAACACCCUCCCGGAGGUGGACGUCAAGCUGCAGAACCGCGAUCUUUGGAGCCAGUUCGCCAAGAUCGGCACCGAGAUGAUCAUCACCAAGAGUGGCCGACGAAUGUUCCCGUCGAUGCGCCUGUCGGUGAAUGGGCUGGAGGCCGAGGAGAACUACUUUAUCCUGCUCGAGAUGGUCCCGAUCAGUGACUGUCGGUUCAAGUUCAGCGGCUCCCAGUGGGUACCGGCCGGUGGUGCGGAACCGCAGAGCCCCCAGCGCAUCUACUUCCACCCGGAUGGGCCGGCCCUCGGUACCCACUGGACUUCGCAGCCGAUCGUCUUCAACAAGGUGAAGCUCACCAACAACACGCUCGACAGUAAUGGCCACAUCGUCCUCACGAGUAUGCACAAGUACCAGCCAAGGAUUCACGUCAUCAAGGCGUCCGAUGCCGCACAGAUCCCGUGGGCACCGCAGCAGGCCUUUACCUUUCCCGAGACCGAGUUCGUGGCCGUCACUGCCUAUCAGAACGAUCGCAUCACGAAGCUCAAGAUCGACAACAAUCCGUUUGCGAAGGGCUUCCGGGAGACGGGCCAGUCGCGGUGCAAGCGCAAGGCCGGUCUGCUACUGUCCUCGCCCGACUCCGGCCACGGUUCCGGUCGCAGUUCGGAGGAGGACGACGAAUCCGAUGGCCACGACGGGUCGACCGGACGGAGUCCGGAUGCGAAGCGAGCACGGACGAGCAGUCUGGCCGGUUCGCUUUCGUCCCUCGACGAUAGUGAGCUGUCGGUGAGUGAUGGUGCCUCGGUGAGCAGUGGUACCAGCUCACCGGUGGUCGUGGACGAUUUCGGUGCCUCGCCGAUACCGCCCCGCCAUGGCCCGAUUCCGCGUGCCUUCUAUCCAUCCGCCGGACUGUCACUUUUCGCUCCCCAUCAUCCGCAUCCGCAUCAUCAUCAUGUACCACAUCCGCAUCCGGCGUUGCUAGCAGGAGGAGCUGGCAUGGCUGCUCCCAGUACCUGGAUGGAGCUUAUGUUCCCCUUUGCUGGUCGGCCAACCGCCGGCCUCCCGAAUGGACCGGGACUCGAGCAAAGCGCUCUGGUACAGGCGGCCCACCAGCUUCAACAGUUCGCUCGUCGAGAGUUUCUGCCGAGUUUGGGCGGAGAGGCCGGGCUCCGGGAACACCAGCAACGUGUUGGCAGUGCUGCCAGCUCACCGAAACACGACGACAAUGGCAGCAGCAGCAGCAGUCCGAUCGCCGUCAAGAAGCAACCAACCCAUCAGCAGCACCAGCUACCCUUCAGCAUCUCGGCCAUUCUUGGCCACUCGGGAUAA